Messenger RNA from Dipodomys ordii (Ord's kangaroo rat), 1941 nucleotides. It is a transcript of the gene Atp6v1c1, whose product is annotated as ATPase, H+ transporting, lysosomal 42kDa, V1 subunit C1. Gene Ontology annotation, molecular function: proton-transporting ATPase activity, rotational mechanism. Gene Ontology annotation, cellular component: lysosomal membrane; vacuolar proton-transporting V-type ATPase, V1 domain. The transcript has 13 exons. Lineage: Eukaryota; Metazoa; Chordata; Mammalia; Rodentia; Heteromyidae. The record is from RefSeq and is a predicted model, not a curated record. The coding region runs from base 196 to 1344 and encodes 382 amino acids. Gene Ontology annotation, biological process: proton transmembrane transport.
UCCUCCCGCACGUGACUUGCUCUGUGGGCGCCCGGGGUCGAGGAAGUCGAGAGGCCGGAGCUUAGGUCCAGGAGGGAUGGAGCGCUGAGCCGUUAACGUCUGUCAGGCUGCUUGCCUUUACACCUGCUGCUGCGGCUGCUUCUUCGUUUGACACCUUCCUGGCCUCUCUCCAUUUCCUAAGAAGUGGUAGAAAACAUGACUGAAUUCUGGCUUAUAUCUGCUCCUGGGGAGAAAACUUGUCAGCAAACAUGGGAGAAACUGCAUGCUGCAACUACGAAGAACAAUAAUCUUGCUGUCACUUCCAAGUUCAACAUUCCUGAUUUAAAGGUCGGCACUCUGGAUGUUUUGGUUGGCUUGUCGGAUGAACUGGCUAAACUGGAUGCAUUUGUAGAAGGCGUGGUUAAGAAAGUGGCUCAAUACAUGGCUGAUGUAUUAGAGGAUAGUAAAGAUAAAGUUCAGGAGAAUCUGUUGGCCAAUGGAGUUGACUUGGUUACUUACAUAACAAGAUUCCAGUGGGAUAUGGCCAAAUAUCCAAUCAAGCAAUCUCUUAAAAAUAUUUCUGAAAUAAUUGGCAAGGGAGUAACUCAGAUUGAUAAUGACCUGAAGUCUCGAGCAUCUGCAUACAAUAACCUGAAAGGGAAUCUUCAGAAUUUGGAGCGAAAGAAUGCAGGAAGUUUGCUAACGCGAAGUCUGGCAGAAAUUGUGAAGAAGGAUGACUUUGUUCUUGAUUCAGAGUAUCUUGUCACAUUACUGGUAGUAGUUCCCAAGUUAAACCACAAUGACUGGAUUAAGCAGUAUGAAACAUUAGCUGAAAUGGUUGUUCCAAGAUCUAGCAAUGUUCUCUCAGAGGACCAAGACAGUUACCUUUGUAAUGUCACCUUGUUUAGGAAGGCGGUUGAUGAUUUCAGACACAAAGCCAGGGAAAACAAAUUCAUUGUUCGUGACUUUCAGUAUAAUGAAGAAGAGAUGAAAGCCGAUAAAGAAGAAAUGAACAGGCUUUCUACUGACAAGAAAAAGCAAUUUGGACCACUUGUACGGUGGCUGAAAGUGAAUUUCAGUGAGGCAUUCAUUGCGUGGAUUCAUGUGAAGGCAUUAAGGGUUUUUGUUGAAUCUGUUUUAAGGUAUGGCUUGCCAGUGAACUUCCAAGCAAUGCUACUUCAGCCUAAUAAGAAGACAAUGAAGAAACUGAGAGAAGUAUUAUAUGAACUGUACAAACAUCUAGACAGCAGUGCAGCAGCUAUUAUUGAUGCUCCUAUGGACAUUCCUGGCUUGAACCUGAGUCAACAAGAAUACUACCCCUAUGUGUACUAUAAGAUCGACUGCAACUUGCUGGAAUUCAAGUAAAGAUGAGCUCCUCCCCAGACAAUCCUGACCUCGUGUUGGUGUAUACUAACAGACAGGUUGCAGUAUGACAGUACUUUUUACCCUCUUAGCUUUUGCUUGCUCCUUACCCUUCUCCCUUGGUGAGUUCUCCCACAGUGGUCCUUAGCUCAGUGUUUUCUUUUUAAAAGAGAAAUACAUAUUGUUUCUUUUUAUUGAUCAGGUCUGUAAAUGUGUACUAAAAAAAAUCAAGAGUUUAUUUAUAAACAGAAUAGUUUAUUUAAAGAGCAGGUCGUUUCUUCACUGAUGUUGUGAUAUGCAUUAAUUCCAUUUGUUAUCAUUGUGCACAAAAGCCUUGUUUACAAGGGAAUGGUGUAAACAUACCAUGUUGUUCAUUGUGUUUAGUGGAUAUAGUUGUUUAAUAGUUACAGAAUUGUGAUGUAAAGAAAUGUGACAAUAUUCAGGUAUGUGCUUUCUGAAUGUUUCAAAUUAAAACCUAUAAGCACUGUCAACACCCACAGGAGAAAAUAAAAUUACCUGUGCAAAGGUGUAUUGUGGUGUGUGUGACUUAAGAAGAUUAUAGUUCACUGUGAGAGUUUAAAUAAAUGAUGUUAUGGCUAA